Messenger RNA from Penicillium paradoxum, 2550 nucleotides. Its product is annotated as calpain-like protease PalBory. The transcript is spliced from 4 exons. The record is from RefSeq and is a predicted model, not a curated record. Gene Ontology annotation, molecular function: calcium-dependent cysteine-type endopeptidase activity. Lineage: Eukaryota; Fungi; Ascomycota; Eurotiomycetes; Eurotiales; Aspergillaceae. Gene Ontology annotation, biological process: proteolysis. The coding region runs from base 1 to 2550 and encodes 849 amino acids.
AUGUCUAGACCUGCAUCCACGCAAUCUCAUAUAGCUGAAGCAUUGAGGGCUGAAGAGGCCAUAGCUACGGCGACCUCGCAGAAAGCGGCAUUGAACGCAGCUAUCAAUGCCGCCGAGCAUUACAUGAGGGCGCUGCGUCUGGCGUCUGCCGACGAGAAAACCCGGCUCGACACAAAAUGCAAGGAAUUGCUGACCAAGGCUGAAGGGAUCAAAGCUGCUACCGACUGGCAGACCGUGGCUCGUGCGGGGCCCCAGAAAGCCUUGCUUAGCUUACGGCCGCCUCUAUCCACGCGGAAGCUCACCACCCGCGAAGAAAUCAUUAUCCUCGAGGGCGCCAAACUCAAUGGUUAUAUCUUUCCGCCAUGGAGUCGUGCACCACUUUUAGAUGAAUUUACCUAUAAGGGCCAGACUUUUACAGAUGCGCCUGAUCUGCACCUCUCUGAAUGCCAGAGGGAUAUCUUUGCAGGCUGGAAACGGCCUCAUGAUCUAUUACAGACAAGGAACGCGGCCAACCGGGCACAUAAUCCAGUUGACCCAGUCAUGAUGGUUUCGGGACGAACGGAUCUCGUGCAAGAUGUCCUGACGGAUUGUUCAGUGGUGGCAAGUCUCUGCGCCACAACUUCUCGAUCCGAACGAGGUCUGGGGGAGCAUGCAUCGCCGACACUGUAUCCAUGCGACGGACAAAAGAACCCGAUAAUUUCGCAUUCUGGGAAGUACAUAUUCCGCUUCUACUUUAACGGAUCUUUCCGGAAGGUAGUGAUAGACGAUCGAUUGCCAUCGUCAAAGACAUCUCGUUCAUUGCAUGUCAUUGAUCGCAACAACUUCAAUUUUCUGUGGCCUGCUCUUGUGGAGAAAGCCUACUUGAAGGUCCGGGGAGGGUAUGAUUUUCCAGGAAGUAACUCGGGAACAGACCUUUGGGUGCUGACCGGUUGGAUUCCGGAACAAGUCUUCUUACAUCACGGCGAUUCCACCUCCGAUGAGAUAUGGAGACGUCUAUAUAAUGCUUUCUACCAUGGCGAUGUGGUCUUGACGAUCGGCACUGGGAAGCUGACCGAAUGUGAAGAACAAGGCCUGGGGCUAGUGGGCGAGCACGAUUAUGCCAUCUUGGAUUUGAAAGAGGUUCAGGGUCGUCGGCGGUUUCUUUUAAAGAACCCAUGGGCUGGCGCAGAGCCCCAUAUACAAAGCAACCUUGCGGCUGAUCUGGACUCACUCACACUCAAUGGUAAAUCUCCUCUUUCUCCAGGCACCUUCUGGAUGGACUGCGAACAAGUUUUCCAAAACUUUGAGAAUCUUUACCUCAAUUGGAAUCCUGGUUUGUUUAAAUACCGCGAGGAUAUUCAUUUCACCUGGGAUUUAUCGUAUGGACGAGUCAUCGCCGGUUGCUUCGUGAAAAACCCGCAAUUCUCCAUCUCUAGUGAUUCUGGAGGAACAGUCUGGUUGCUGCUCGGCAAGCAUUUCAAGACAGACCAACAACCCGGUUUUGAUGAAUUGGAAAAUGAACUAGGUUUCAUCAGCAUCUACAUUUUCCAAGCAGAUGGCCGAAGGGUAUCGCUCAGUGAUGGUGCGCUCCAUCGUGGACCAUAUGUAGACUCUCCCAACACGCUCAUGAGGCUGGAAAUGCCUCCCAAGUCGAUCUAUACUGCAGUGAUCUCGGAGCAGUCACUCCCAUCAGCCAGCCAGAACUUUACUCUGUCGGCAUUCUCAACCUCUCCUGUGGUCGUGGCACCCUCACUGGACAAAUACCUUUGCUUGACCAAGGCAAGUAAUUCCUGGACAGCAAUGACAGCAGGCGGAAACGCCGAGUCACCUCGAUACCACUCCAAUCCACAAUUCAGUCUGCGAAUUUCCGAACCCACAGAUGUCUCCAUACUACUCGAGGCUACUGAAGCAGAGCUAGCAGCUCAUGUGAAAAUCUUCUGGUCCAAUGGACAGCGCAUAUCGCGCGUACGAAGCCGAGACAUCAUUGCAGACAGCGGCGAUUAUCGCCGAGGGUGUGCCCUGGCCGAGACAAGAUCCCUAGACAAAGGUACUUACACCAUUGUCUGCUCCACUUUUGCACCUGAUCAGCUCGGUCAGUUUACGUUGUGGAUCUCAUCUACGAUCCCGUGUACUGUCCAGCCCUUGGCUUCCGAGUCUGCUGGGCGACGCACCAUCUUGUCGGACGUGGGUGUGCUGUCCCCGGGCAAGGAUCGGAUGCUAGCUUCGCUGCAGGUAUCUCGUCUGACGCGGAUCCGACUUAUUGUGAGAAACAAGCGGUCCACCAUCGGCUCUCGCGCUGUUGCCCCGUCUCCUGUGCUUAUGACUGUGGAACUGGGCCAAGGUCCAUACAAAGAGAUAUUAGCCACAUCGGAAGAUGGGACUCACAGCGAUGCUGCAUCGGGUGUAAGGGUGGAAGAUUUUGAUUUGCUUCCCGGUGCGAUGUCACGCGGUGUCUGGAUUGUUAUUGAGCGCAUCGGAGGUCCAGGAGGGCAGGCGGAGGAUCAUUUCCAAGUGGAGGCAUUGGCCGAGGAGAAAGUGGAUAUUGGACAGUGGGCAAUUGAAGAUGAAUGA